Oreochromis niloticus (Nile tilapia) is the source of this 1142-nucleotide messenger RNA. It is a transcript of the gene coa5, whose product is annotated as cytochrome C oxidase assembly factor 5. NCBI's taxonomy places the organism in Eukaryota, Metazoa, Chordata, Actinopteri, Cichliformes, Cichlidae. Gene Ontology annotation, biological process: mitochondrial respiratory chain complex IV assembly. The coding region runs from base 169 to 396 and encodes 75 amino acids. Gene Ontology annotation, cellular component: mitochondrion. The record is from RefSeq and is a predicted model, not a curated record. The transcript is spliced from 3 exons.
GCAUAGCUUUUCACGGAGUACUUCCGUUUUCCCAUCAUGCCAUUUCAGAAAGAUGGUAGCUUACAGCUUUCAUAAUAACAUCGGUGUCAGUGCUGUGAACUAGCUGAUUUUUCUCACUUGUUAGUUUACUAGUACCAAUUUAACUGGUGUUAAAUUGAGUUCCCAACAAUGCCGAAAUAUUACGAAGACAAAGAGGAGGAUAACAGAGCAUGCGCGGGCAUCAGAGAAGACUUUAAGGCAUGUCUCCUUCAGCACGACUGUGUUGUUAAGGAGGGAAAGAAACCCAGUGAGUGUCUAAAGGAAGGCCACUGCAAAGCCCUGCAGACAUCCUUCUUUGAGUGCAAGAGGUCAAUGCUGGACGCGAGGUCGAGAUUCAGAGGAAGGAAAGGAGAAUGAGGAACCAGGCGAAAUCUGAUGCAUCUUUUUAAGGUUCAAGCAGCUCCGAGUACGUGCAUUGAUGUCCAGGGAAUGUUCCAGCAUUACAAAUACCUGCUGUGGACAUGUGUCGAGAAAGUUGGUGACGCACUGAAAACAGGAUUACCGACUAAUCAAGCUAAGUGCAGGACGGGGAAAAAACCUGUACAACUCUUCUGAUCGAUGGGAGUUUUUAUUUCUUGGGAGAAAAAUGUUGGAUGAGUGUGUGUUUAAGAAAAUGCAAACACUUGUAAUAAACUAAUGAUUACAAUGGACAAGAGUUUGUUUCAAAACAUUAUAUUGAACUUCUGAUUGAUAGCAAACUUGUCUACAGUAUAAACAUUAUACAAAUGAGGUGUCCUACACAGAGGCGGUGCUAUGUCAGUCAGUUCACAGGUGUAGCUUGCAGUUUCUGCUCUAUGCAGGGUGCCGACUUAUGACCACCAUUGCGAACAGUUUAAUAUCUCACUUGUUACAGUUUCUUCAGUCACAGAAUAAGCAAAUCAAGUUCUUCAUGUCCCCCCCAUGUACCUUCACAGUUGGGUCAUUCCACAAUUAAAGUCAGUUUGACCCCUUCAGAAUUACACUAUAAUUAAAACAGAUGUGGCUCAAAACUCUGAGUCCUUGUAACUUCGUAAGUAUAAGAGUGAGCUCAAAUUCUCAAGGAUGAAAAACAAAUGUAUUAAAUCCCACUUGGUGUCAUUAAAUAAAGAUAAGUCUGAUUUUUA